Meriones unguiculatus (Mongolian gerbil) is the source of this 2512-nucleotide messenger RNA. RefSeq names its product major facilitator superfamily domain containing 4A (gene Slc60a1). The transcript is spliced from 10 exons. The record is from RefSeq and is a predicted model, not a curated record. Bases 198 to 1727 code for a protein of 509 amino acids. NCBI's taxonomy places the organism in Eukaryota, Metazoa, Chordata, Mammalia, Rodentia, Muridae. Gene Ontology annotation, biological process: transmembrane transport.
CCCUGGGGACGCGAGGCGGGGCGAUCCCCGCGGCGAGACACGUGCGUCCGUGGCGCCCCGGACCGUCAGGCGUCCCCGCGCUGGCCGAGGGCGGGGCAGCCGCGCGGCGCUCCCCUCCUCUCUUCUCCUCCUCCCUCGCGGCCUCUGAUCGGCGGCCGUACUCGGCCCUGGGCUCGCUGCGAGCUGCUGGCCGAACCAUGGGCUGCGACGGCCGGGUGUCUGAGCUGCUCCGCCGCAACCUACAGCCCACGCUCACCUAUUGGAGCGUCUUCUUCAGCUUCGGCCUGUGCAUUGCUUUCCUGGGGCCCACGCUGCUGGACCUUCGCUGCCAGACGCACAGCUCGCUGCCCCAGAUCUCCUGGGUCUUCUUCUCACAGCAGCUCUGCCUCCUGCUAGGCAGCGCCCUCGGGGGUGUCUUCAAGAGGACCCUGGCCCAGUCGUUAUGGGCCCUCUUCACCUCUACUUUGGCCAUCUCCCUGGUAUUUGCUGUCAUCCCUUUUUGCCAUGAUGUGAAGGUAUUGGCCUCGGUCAUAGCGCUGGCGGGCCUAGCCAUGGGCUGCAUCGACACCGUGGCCAACAUGCAGCUGGUGAGGAUAUAUCAGAAGGACUCAGCCUUCUUUCUUCAGGUCCUCCAUUUCUUCGUGGGCUUUGGUGCUCUGCUGAGCCCCCUGAUUGCUGAUCCCUUCCUGUCAGAGGCCAACUGCUUUCCUGCUAAUAGCACAGCCAAUGCCACCUCCAGAAACUAUGCAUCCCGGGUCCUGAGCCAACAUCAUGCAGCAGCCCAACCUUGGUCAAACCAGACGAUCUCCAGGCCACCCCCAAAAGAUUCGACAGAGAACCACGUAUCCUAUGCCUUCUGGAUCAUGGCUCUCAUCAAUCUCCCAGUGCCCCUGGCUGUUCUGUUCCUGCUGUCCAAGGAGCGGCUGCUGACCUGCCCACAGCGGAAGCCACUGCUACUAUCUGCAGACGAGCUUGCCCUGGAGACCCGGCCUGCUGAGAAGGAAGACACCUCCUCACUGGCCCCCAAGUUUCAGCCACACCCAGGGCAGGAGGACCUGUUCUGUUGCCAGGGGAAGAACUUCCGGGGAGCCCCAUGCUCUUUCUUCGCCAUCCACAUCACAGCUGCUCUGGUCCUGUUCAUGACAGAUGGGAUGAUGGGUGCUUAUUCUGCCUUUGUGUACAGUUAUGCCGUGGAGAAGCCACUGUCUAUUGGGCACAAGAUGGCUGGUUACCUCCCCAGCCUCUUCUGGGGUUUCAUCACCCUGGGCCGGUUCAUUUCUAUCCCCGUCUCCUCAAGAAUGAGGCCAGCCACCAUGGUGUUCAUUAAUGUGGUGGGAGUGGUGGUGACAUUCCUCCUGCUGCUUAUUUUCUCCUACAAUGUCAUCUUCCUGUUUGUGGGGACUGCAAGCCUGGGGCUGUUUCUGAGUAGCACCUUCCCCAGUAUGCUGGCCUAUACCGAGGACAUACUCCAGUACAAAGGUUGUGCAACCACAGUGCUGGUGACUGGGGCAGGAAUUGGCGAGAUGGUCCUGCAGAUGCUGGUUGGUUUGAUCUUCCAGGCCCAGGGCAGUUAUAGUUUCCUGGUCUGUGGUGUGAUCUUUGGCUGCCUGGCUUUUAUCUUCUACAUCUUGCUCCUGUUUUUCCACAGGAUACACCCUGAACUCUCAUCAGUUCUUACCCAAGACAAACCCCUUGGUGUGGAGAACUCUGAGUGCUACCAGAGGUGAAGACCUCAGCUUCCUGAACAACAGUGAGACCAAACUGACACAGGAAGCCAGGGUCGCAGAGGAGGCUUCCCUUGCUACCUUGUUUGUAUCUCCCCCUUUCAUACUUAGCCAAGAACUUGAGUCUUGGUCCCCGAGACUUCCCUGGACAAAUCAAGCACCUGCCUGGCACUUUAGUUAUCUUCAUCUCUGGCUCAGACUUUAGUCUAGGACAACCACUGGAGAGGAGGAAAGACUGUGGUCACACCUCUCCACUCAUCACCCCAUGCAUGAGCUAAACUCUGGGUUUGAGAUGACUUUUAGUUGAGGUUUGAAAAAGGGCUGAAAUCAUAAAUCAUUAAUCACUGCUAGAUGUAGAUAUAUUUUAAAUUAAUCAAAACUCUCUGGCAUGUUUGAAAAGGAUUAUGGAUUCUUCACUUACCCAUGGUCCACAGUCCCUUACAUUCCUCCUGCAGAAAUCAGUAGUUCAUCUGUCCUCAGACAGCAAAGAACAUGUUGAAGUUUGCUUUGAGACCCUAGUUCACUGGGCUAACUCAGACCAGCUUUAGAAAAGUUGACUGUUAAAUUUUUAUUUUGAGAGCUAGUCACGUGGCCAUACCUAAAACUUAAAUUAAUUUUUGAGACAGUGUUUUCUCUGUGUAGCCGUGGAGGUCCUGGAAUUCACUCCAGGCUCAACACCAGGCUGGCCUCAAACUCACAGAGAUCCGCUUGCCUCUGCCUCCCAAGUACUGGGAUUAAGGGUAUGUGCCACCACUGCCUAGCUUUAAAAAAAAAAAAAAAAAAAAAUU